AUGCAAGUUGAAUACAUUGUAUUUAUUGUGCUAAUUUUAACAAUUGAUUCGCAUGCUGUUAUUGCCAUAAAACAAGUCAAAGUUGACGGUGAUAUUUUGAUCGGUGGAUUAUUCCCAGUUCAUGAAGCUGGUCGUCAUGGAGAAGAAUGUGGAGUUUUGAAACCAGAUCAAGGCGUACAACGACUACAAGCCAUUUCUGAUGAUUCGCACGCGUUGAAGCAAACCUUCGUGUUUAUCAAAGCUAUGCUCACAUCAGGCGAUGAAAUUGUUUGUCCGGACGGCGGACGACCCAUAAUGGGAAACCAGUCAGUAGCACUGGUAAUUGGAGCUGCAAGUAGUCAAGUGUCUGUUAUGGUUGCAUCGAUGCUGCAGCUUCUAAAGGUGCCUCAGGUUAGCUAUUCAUCCACGGGAGCUGAACUUAGUGAAAAGUCACGAUUUCAGUAUUUUUCAAGAGUAGUUCCUCCUGAUGACCUGCAAGCUGACACAUUGGCACGUCUAGUUAAACGUUUGAACUGGACCUAUGUUCAUGCAAUAGCUGUUACUGGUAGUUAUGGUGAACGCGGUAUGGAUUCUUUUCGGGCUGCGGCCGACGUUGAAGGCAUUUGUAUCGACGGCAGCCGAAUGAGAAACACGAAUAAAGCUCGUGGUGUUGUCAUGUUUGUUGAUGAGGACAAUUUGAGAAGGAUUCUAUAUAAUUUAGACUACAUAAUUCAGCGCAAUUCAACGUUUGUCGCAAGUGAUUCCUGGGGAACUAAGCGAUCUGUGCCAAGCGGCUACGAAGCAAUAACUAAAGGUGCUAUUACAGUGGCUCCAGAUCGUAACCAAACACCAGGCUACAACGAGUACUUCUUGAAUUUAUCGCCAGGAGACAAUGUGUUUUUGCAAGAAUAUUGGGAAUACUUGAACUGCUCAGUACAAAAUGCAAACUUUCGUGAGUGUUUCAAGCAACGAAGAUUGAAAUUCAAUCAGGAGGCUUAUGUGUCUUCAGUCGUCACAGCAAUCAAGCUUGUGGCUAACGCAUUGCACAAAUACAUACUGAAAUUCUGUGGCGGAUUUGAUAAUUUUGGGGAUUGUGAGGUUUCUAAAAUCGGCUUUAAUGGGACAAUUCUUCAGUCAUAUUACAGAAAUGUUUCACUGUCUAACAAGCCAAAAGACCCUCCUGUGAUCGAUGCUAACGGAGAUGGACUUGGGAGAUACGGUAUUUAUCAGUUGGAUAGUAAAGGUGUAUAUCAAAAAGUCGGAUUCUGCCACGCAGGAAAACCAAUGAAUCUGGAUAUAAAAAGAAUAAGGAAGAUAACACAAUCACGGGGUGGAAUGCCAAAAUCUGUAUGUAGCUUACCGUGUGGACGUAACCGGUACAAAGAAUACAAUCAGGAUCAACGAUGUUGCUGGACGUGCAUUCCUUGUGAUCCGGCCACAUCGAUUGUCAUCAAUGAGACAAAAUGCGUCGAAUGUCCUGCCAUUGAAGUGCCUAAUCAGUUCUACAACGCUUGCAAACCAAUCAAGCCUGAGGUCUUCGAAUUUAAUAGUUUAUGGGUCUUAAUUCCAUCAUCUUUUUCUGUGCUAGGAAUCUUAGCAACUUCGUUCGUUAUUGCUGUUUUCAUGCGGUACAGUCAAACUCCGGUGGUAAAAGCUUCUGGACGAGAACUGUGCUACUGCAUGCUUUUCGGCAUUGGACUCUGCUACUGUGUUACAUUUAUUCUACUCUCAAAGCCAACACCUAACAUUUGUGCUCUUUCAAGAAUUAUCAUCGGACUCUCAAUGUCCGUUGUUUAUGCAGCUAUAUUAACGAAGACAAAUCGCUUAUCCCGUGUCUUUUCUCCUAAAAGUGCUGCUCGGCCUGGCUGUAUCGUGCCGCGGGCACAAAUAGCUAUAUGUGCUGCUAUAGUUUCUGUACAGGUAGUUGGUUCUUUGAUUUGGUUAGUUUGGGAACCACCUGGAAUUACUAUACAGCAACCUACACGUACAACAGCGGUGUUGACUUGUAAGGCUACAGCAGCACAUUUGGUCGCAUCUUUGCUGUAUAAUAUGCUUUUAAUUAUUGCAUGUACUAUUUAUGCCUUUAAAACCAGAAAAAUUCCGGAAAAUUUCAAUGAGACUAGACUUAUCGGUUUCACGAUGUACAGUACAAGCAUCCUUUGGCUUUCUUUUGGUCCCAUUUAUUUUGCCACUCAAAAUAACUUUAAGAUUCAAAUCACGAGUCUCUCUAUGGCAGUGUCACUAAGUGGUACUGUAGCGUUAUGCUGCUUCUUUGCGCCGAAGGUCUACAUUGUUAUCUGGCAGCCAGAUAAAAAUGUAAGGACCCGACAGUCAGCAGUUGGUCGUCUGGUGAAUCAACAGAUGAGAUUUAUAAGCCAAAUAACUGCACCGGCAACUGCAAAUGAAACCUCACUGUUGACAGCAACAGAAAACUAUUCAACCCCGCAAGUUACGCAAUUUAGUUCUGACCCAGAGGUGACAUCGACUUCUUCGAUCCAAGCUUCGCAGGCCUCACGCUCACCAGCUACCAUAAAGACAGCAAUCCUCUCGACGUCAAAUAACGGGAGUAUUGUAAAUGAGCCAAUCGGACUCCCAAAAUCACAAAUUCCAUUGAUACCAUAUGGAUAUAAUGAUGUAAGCAAAGAUUCUGGCCCUCACCAUAACGAUUAUGAGAUAGAAAUGAUGCUCAAAGAAUUAGCAGCAAAUAGUGAUGUUACUUUCUUAUAA
Enterobius vermicularis (human pinworm) is the source of this 2706-nucleotide messenger RNA. NCBI's taxonomy places the organism in Eukaryota, Metazoa, Nematoda, Chromadorea, Rhabditida, Oxyuridae. The record is from the annotation of a GenBank genome assembly.